AAGGUAUUUUUUAUCGUUAUCGGUGCGGUCACGGAAAUUCAGUAUUUAAUUUUCCUGCCGAACUGAUUUUCAUAUAACUGGCUGAAAUGUUGGUGCGCCAACUUUUAAGCCCUCGCUUGGGAUACCUGGCGCGCCGCUGGGCCAGCACCCAUCAGCUUAGUUUUCAAAACGAGAGAAUGCAGGGGUAUUUGGAGUCCCUUCGCCAGGAGUACUAUGGUCUGCGAGUAACUGCCGGGGGAAACAACAAAGCUUAUGCUCGCCUUGCGCAACUGGAAGGCGUGGUGACAGCCUUGGAGCAGCGGCGCGUCCUAGAACGCAAUAUAACCAGCGCUCAGGAUAUGGAGUUGGAAAAGGACGAGGAUAUGCGAUUGCUAAUGCAGGAGGAGAAUGCCAUCUAUUCCGACUUACUGAGCAAGCAGGAGCAAACCCUUCUGAGGGAACUGCUCGCCAUGGCCGACGAUGAAGUUUAUCCUGCCCUUAUCUUUGGACUAAAUGCUGGAGCCGGGGGUCAGGAGGCUAUGUUAUUCGCCCAGGAGCUAUACGAGAUGUACACAAGCUACUUCGAGCAUAAAGGCUGGGAGUACGAGGAGUUUGCCCACGAGACGACCGAUAUUGGAGGCAUAAGGCAUGCCAGCAUCAUGGUGAGCGGAGACGAUGCCUUUACCUGGCUGCGCCAUGAGGCCGGUGUCCACCGUGUUCAGCGAGUUCCUGCAACUGAGAAGUCCGGCCGCAUGCACACCAGUACAGCUUCGAUCACUGUGAUUCCUCGGCCUGCCGACGUACAAGUGCAUAUCGCAGACAAAGACUUGAAAAUUGAGACCAAAAGAGCCAGUGGGGCAGGUGGGCAGCACGUAAAUACCACAGAUUCGGCGGUGAGGAUUGUCCACUUGCCCACCGGCAUGGCCGUGGAAGCACAAUCCGAGCGUUCACAGCUGAAGAACCGCGAGCUAGCGAUGAGCCGGCUGCGUUCCCGGCUAGUUCAGCGGCAACUGGAAAGCGCCGAAGCAAGUACAAAGGCCACUAAGAAGGCGCAACAGGGAAGCCUUAACCGCAAUGAGAAAAUUCGCACAUACAACUUUGUCCAGGACCGGAUCACGGACCACAGAAUUCAGGGCGGCACCAUGCACAAUCUCGACGGGUUCCUCAAAGGCGGCGAGCAACUCAGCAGUCUAAUUGAAAAGCUGCAGUUAGAAAACCGCAAGGAGCGAUUAAAGGAUCUUCUGGAGGCUUGGCAGCCCCCACAAGAGGCUGCAAACAAAAGCUAAAGGAUAUGUUUUAUGUUAACUGUUAAUACCCUCGAUUUAAAACAAAUAUUCUUAAUUUGAAAA
Messenger RNA from Drosophila bipectinata, 1328 nucleotides. RefSeq names its product mitochondrial translation release factor 1. The record is from RefSeq and is a predicted model, not a curated record. Lineage: Eukaryota; Metazoa; Arthropoda; Insecta; Diptera; Drosophilidae. Gene Ontology annotation, biological process: translational termination. Gene Ontology annotation, molecular function: translation release factor activity.